AUGGAUGGGAUCAGGCCAUCCCGGUCGAGCCGGCCGUACCAGCGCACUUACAAGGCAUGCAUCCCUUGCCGGCAACGCAAGGCCAAAUGCGACCUAGGAUCAGGAACCGAAGGCCGGACCGAUGGCUUCCCGAUCGGUCCACCAUGUGUACGGUGCCGCAGGGAGCUGAGGGAGUGUGUGUUCCCUGAGAAGCGCGCGUGGGAGAGGUCCCGCAAACGAGCUCGAUCAUCUGCGGACUAUGAGACCGAUGCCUCUCCCCGGCAGGUCGGUCAUUUGAUGGCGAGCUCACCUGAGGGUGCUGCUUCUGUUCAGGUUCGAACUGACCAGUAUCCACCCACGGUCGACAGAGCCAAUUCGAAGCCACAGACGAACCACUUUCAACAUUCGCCUGGUUUCCAACCUGGAUGGUCUGUUCACCGUGGUCAAUCGCGGUCUCAAUAUGGCUCGUAUGAUCAUGGCGGGGCUAUGGAGCGGCCACGCGGUGAUCAAACUGAUCAAUCGCCCUCUGGUACAUAUGAAAACAACAAGCACCGGUCUAAUUCUUCGCUGUCAAACUCUAUGAUGCGGACUGUUGUUGCGAGCGGGAAUGAUGCAUUGAAUAUUCUGUUUGAGGCGGCAACUGCUCAAGAAGAUAACCCUGCCGAUACGAGUUCGGAAUCACUGGCUGGGCCUCCGUCGGCAGGGCCGAAUACUCAAGACCGAACGCCCAGGAAUUAUGAUGCUGCGUUUGACCCUGUGACCCGUGUUAUAUACCCUGUGCAGCUAUCUGAUGCCUCGCGGGAUACUCUCAAUGUCUGGGAGGCUUGUCGGUUUGUUAAGAUGGGUUGGUUUACUGCCAGGGAAGCUGUUACGUUUAUUGAUUUAUUCUUCAAGAACAUGUCAUGUCUAUCUCCAAUCCUAACGGACUUCUAUGCCAAUCAUCGAUAUCACUACUGGCUGAUUACCCGAGAGCCAGUCUUGUGCUGUACUAUACUCAUGAUAUCCUCUCGCUACCACGUACUCCCUGGAGCUGGGGGUGAAUCAAGAAACUUUUUCAUCCACCACCGACUCUGGCUACAUUGCCAGCAGUUGACGAUGAGGCUCAUCUUCGGACAGGAGAAAGCCACCAAGUCCAAAAUUCGAAGUCUUGGUACUGUGGAGGCACUACUGUUGAUGUCAGAAUGGCAUCCUCGCUCGCUUCAUUUUCCACCAGAUACAGAUGGCUGGGACGAUGACUUGAUCCCGCCAGCUCCUAAUACUCAUGAACAGAAUGAUCAACCUGCCAAUCGCUGGGUCGAAGAUAUGAUUGAGCCAGCACGCCGAUCUGAUCAGAUGUCCUGGAUGUUACUGGGAUGUGCUCUCUCUCUUGCACACGAGCUAGGCAUCUUCGAGACCGAGGAGAGUAGCUCGCCAGCAGAAGAGCCAGAAUGGCGAGAUCAAAUGACGCUUCGUUGGCAACGUGUACAGCGUCUGUUAUACGUUUACAUCAAUCAAUUAGCCUGGCGGAUCGGAUGCAUGUCUCCAAUCCCCCAGUCAUUGAAUCACGCUAUUCUUGGUGGACGAAAACCACAGGGACUAAGCCAGCCUGGCAGCACUUGGUUGACAUUUAUGGAUUCAUGGAUUGAAUUGACCAAGCUAGCUAAAUCUGUCACUGACAUGUUCUUUCCGUCUGCUGCAUUUGCUCGGCAACAACUGCAUAGCGGCCGUUAUGUCGGUCUACUAGAGCAUUUCCGGCCUCUCCUCAACCAAUGGAAAGACAGGUAUCUGCAGGUGGAAGUCCUUGACAAGGCAUUCUACAAUGAUCUGUUCAUCGAAUACCACUUCGUGCGGGUGUACACUCAUUCCGUGGGGAUGCAGGCAGUGGUAGAGCGAGCCGUGGCAGAAAACGAUCCCAACAAUUUCGACGAAGUGCGACCUAUGGCGAUCGACCCAACAGAUUACGAAUAUAUCCAAGAGGUGAUUGAGGGGUGUUGCCAGAUCUUGCAGAAAGUCACCCAUCUAGCCGAUGCAGGUGCACUGCGAUUCUCGCCGGUGCGGAUUGUCCUGCGUAUCACCAGUGCCUCGAUCUUCUUGAUGAAAGCGCUCAGUCUGGGUACUCGGCAUGCGAAGCUUCAAGAGUCGCUUCAGAUACUGGAGAAAAGUAUCAAAGCACUCAAGUCGAAUGCAUUGGAUGAUGUGCAUCUGAGCACUCGUUAUGCCACCCUGCUGGACAUGCACGUCUCGCGGUUACGGCGUAAUCUGCUGGCGUCAUCGAAGGCGAGGAAGAAUAGUCGAGGCAACACGCGACGGUCAUCUAUGGGCCCUCCUCCUUGGCCUGACGCAAGCGAUCGGUCCAAUACUAUGAACACCCCCGUAUCGCAGGACCUGACGUCCGAUCUGGGCUUCAUGCCGUCCAUGAACGAUGUCGGUGCUGAUGAUUGGCUGUCGCUGCCUUUUGAUCCUUCAAUGGCGCCUUUUGGUAUGAGCAAUGGAGGGCAAUUCCCGAUGUAUGAAGGUGGAGCGUUGGACUUUAUCUGGAAUCUGCCAUCGUAA
Molecule: messenger RNA, 2511 nt
Organism: Penicillium arizonense
Lineage: Eukaryota; Fungi; Ascomycota; Eurotiomycetes; Eurotiales; Aspergillaceae
Exons: 3
Coding region: 1-2511 (836 amino acids)
Biological process (GO): positive regulation of transcription by RNA polymerase II; aromatic amino acid catabolic process
Cellular component (GO): nucleus
Molecular function (GO): DNA-binding transcription factor activity, RNA polymerase II-specific; zinc ion binding
Source: RefSeq, a predicted model, not a curated record